CACCUCACACACUCGGCAACGGCGAUAUCAAUCCUCGCGCAAUUCUCGUCUCGCCUUCUCGCCGCCCCAUCCGCCAGCCCGUCGCCGCCCGGCCGCCGCAUCCUCCCCACCCACGAUCCAGGCCGCCGUUGCGCUCCCGGAGGAAGCAGAUCGGAGAAGGUGAUCGGCUGCGAUGGCCCGCUUGUACGUCGGGAACCUGGAUCCCCGGGUGACGGCUCGGGAGCUCGAGGACGAGUUCCGCACCUUCGGAGUUCUUCGGAGUGUUUGGGUUGCUCGGAAGCCACCUGGCUUUGCAUUUAUUGACUUUGAUGAUAAGAGAGACGCUGAGGAUGCAAUCCGUGAUCUAGAUGGCAAGAAUGGAUGGAGGGUUGAGAUAUCACGUAAUUCCAGCAGUGGUCGUGGUGGUCGUGAUCGGCAAGGUGGGUCUGAGUCUAAGUGCUACGAGUGUGGUGAGACUGGGCACUUUGCUCGUGAGUGUCGUUUGAGGAUUGGUUCUGGAGGUCUAGGCAGUGGAAGGCGCCGAAGCAGGAGUCGAAGCCGCAGCCGCAGUCCCAGAUACCGCCGGAGUCCAAGUUACGGAAGAAGAAGUACAGUCCUGCAGCACGCUCUCCCAGGCGUCGUAGUGUGUCACCAGCUCCAGCUCGUGGACGCAGCUAUAGCAGGUCACCGCAGUACAACCGUGCACGAGAGGCGUCUCCAUAUGAUAAUGGGUACCGCCGCAGCAGGAGCUAGAGCCAGAUACUUGUCUGAUGAGUGUUCUGUGACAGAUGUUGCUCUUUGGCCUGCCAGUUAUGAUCAGUAACCUACCGGAAAGAUGCUUCGCGGGCUGCUUGACUUUUGGUUAAGGUUCUCAUAACUUUUAUCUAUCUUAUUAUGAUUGUGUCUACUUUACAAUCAGUAGUAAAACAUACUGGUGGGUGUAUUUAUUGAACUAAGACCACCUGUCUUUUCUUGUGUGGUAUAAAGGCAUCGUCCUGCACCGCUUAAACGACUCGGCCGACUACGGCUUUCAGUUAUGUCUUCAUGGUUUUGUUCUGCGCUCUUCAUUCUUCGCACGCCCUCGCACCCUUCAUUCGGUCAAAUGUGAACGCUGCAUGUUAGUCUGCCUACAGCGCCUCUUCGCGGUCCAUUUGCUUCGUUGAAGAUGCUGCGCGUCUCAAAGCAGUAAUGAUCUUCCUUCUCAUACCAUUUGGUAAGGUUUGAUUGUGCUGACAAAUGCAGCAUCUGGUAAGUUUCUCCGUGGGCUGGGUCUCCAUGAACUGCACCUGCUUCAGGAGCUGCAGUAUUUAGAUGGCUGACUCACCCGUGUGGUGUAUAAUGCCUUCAGAAGACCCAGGUAAGUGAGCGCCCAAAAGUGAAUUGACCAGGCUGCUACGUUGACUCGAGUCGACCUUUGGCCUUGCUCCGCAUCCGCUGCUCGCCCCCCCCACAUGUUGCCUUCAACAGAGGAGGACCGAUGCCUUCAGCAAAGGAGCUUCCUCGCCUUUUGCCUCCUCCACCGCAUGGUCCUGAUUGAUAUUCUUCGUAGAUGCCUUCUGAGUGCCUUCCUGAUUGAUGUUCUUCAUAGAGCCUGCGAUGAAGCCAAGCCUUCCUGAUUGAUGUUCUUCAUAGAGCCUGCGAUGAGGCUGAAUCCUCGACCCGUCAUAUGCUGCCAUUUUGUGGUUAUUUAGCAGAUGAUAUGUUCUCUUUAGCUUGUAGUCCUGUUUGAUAGGUUAAAUGUGGGACUGAAGAUGGUAGAAUGCCAGAUGCUAUUGGAUAUACAAUGGUAGAUGCAUGAUGGUAACCAUCAGGUUGAUGGUUAGAUAUCUACUCCUACUCCAUGUUUCUGAUC
This is a messenger RNA of Setaria italica (foxtail millet), 1831 nucleotides long. RefSeq names its product serine/arginine-rich splicing factor RSZ21A. The transcript has 6 exons. Gene Ontology annotation, molecular function: zinc ion binding; RNA binding. The coding region runs from base 173 to 802 and encodes 209 amino acids. Gene Ontology annotation, cellular component: nuclear speck. Gene Ontology annotation, biological process: mRNA splicing, via spliceosome. The record is from RefSeq and is a predicted model, not a curated record. NCBI's taxonomy places the organism in Eukaryota, Viridiplantae, Streptophyta, Magnoliopsida, Poales, Poaceae.